AUGGGUAAUAAUACAAUUUUUAAGAUGAAGUUAGAAGAAAUGUAAGUCAGCACUGUACAAGAUUGUACUCAUUUAAGGGUAAAAGAGAUUUCAGUUGUGGCUCGCUCAGUUGAUAUAACUGUUGUUAAGUAAUUAGGAGCUAAGCAUAUGUUUCUAGUUUUGAGGCUAGAAGGUGACAUUCUAAUAAUCAAUGAUGUAUCUGAUGGCGAUGGUGGAAAAGGAGCAAAGGUAGUAUUUAAAAAACUCCCUUAAUGCGAAAUUAAUGAAGGACAGGAGGUUCUCAUAACUGCGUGCAUAAGGCGUAAUGUCACUUUGCAAAAUGUUAUUUCAUAUGCAAAAUAAUAUUAGAUAGAAAAUCCAAAUUAUCAAAUUCACUCAAAGAAUUGCUAGUUCUACUGCAUUAAAAUACUAGAAAAGCUGCAUGUAGAACAAGUUCACAUUUAUAUAGUAGCGAAUUAUAGCCACGAAAAUAUGAAAAAUACAAAAAGAAAUGGUGGAAUUGCAGCAGCUAUUUUAAGUGGAAUCGGAAUCGGAAUCUAUUUAUCCUGCAAAAGAAAGGGAGCUAAUGAAGGAGAGAAGAAAUCUGAUGAGGAAGUGAAGCAGCCUUAAACCUGCUCCGAAUGA
This is a messenger RNA of Tetrahymena thermophila SB210, 624 nucleotides long. RefSeq lists its product as hypothetical. The record is from RefSeq and is a predicted model, not a curated record. NCBI's taxonomy places the organism in Eukaryota, Ciliophora, Oligohymenophorea, Hymenostomatida, Tetrahymenidae. The transcript has a single exon.